Messenger RNA from Marmota monax (woodchuck), 1701 nucleotides. RefSeq names its product troponin T3, fast skeletal type (gene Tnnt3). Gene Ontology annotation, biological process: sarcomere organization; regulation of muscle contraction; muscle contraction. The record is from RefSeq and is a predicted model, not a curated record. Lineage: Eukaryota; Metazoa; Chordata; Mammalia; Rodentia; Sciuridae. Gene Ontology annotation, cellular component: troponin complex. Bases 623 to 1144 code for a protein of 173 amino acids. The transcript has 8 exons. Gene Ontology annotation, molecular function: troponin C binding; troponin I binding; tropomyosin binding.
CCAGGGUCAAAAGGCUGUGCCCAGCCCAGCCCAGACUGAGAGGAUAGGAGAGCAGGGCCCACUGAGUGGGGUCCCUGGGCCUCCCGGCACCCUUUCCAGGAAGGGUCUCCACCGCACCCAGCUCUCUCCGUGCCCUGGAGAGCGAUGCUCGGGCUGCAGCUGGGGUGCCCAUGGGGAGCCUGGGCACAGCCCGCCCCCUCCGGCUGCCCUGCUGGCGCCGCACCAGCGUCCUGGCUUUUCUCUUGCAUGUGCGCUUAGCCGAUCCACGGAGUCGCCACAGAGGAGCGCCCCCCUGACCAGGUCCUGGGGACCCUGGCCCUCUGGCUCUGCGGUCCUCCUCCCCGCCUGUCUACCUGUCCGCCUGUGCUCUUGGCACCACACGCCUAGGCCCUUAGCCAAGGGCCUCUCUGCUUGGCACAGUGUCCGCCGUGGGGCUUGGGUGCCGGGUGAGCUUCUGCCUGCCGAGGUGGGCAGUCGGUGGGACCAGCGCAGACCAGCCGCUCCCAGGCUCCUCCAGGCCCCCACCUGUCUGGGCCUCUUCCCUCCCUGGCCUCUGACCUUUGGCAGCAGAGAAGAAGCCAAGACCCCAGACAUCCAGAAGAAGCGCCAGAACAAGGACCUCAUGGAGCUGCAGGCCCUCAUCGACAGCCACUUCGAAGCCCGGAAGAAAGAGGAGGAGGAGCUGAUUGCCCUCAAAGAGAGGAUCGAGAAGCGCCGGGCGGAGAGGGCCGAGCAGCAGAGGAUCCGGGCAGAGAAGGAGCGUGAGCGCCAGAACCGCCUGGCGGAGGAGAAGGCCCGCAGGGAGGAGGAGGACGCCAAGAGGAGGGCCGAGGACGACCUGAAGAAGAAGAAGGCCCUGUCCUCCAUGGGGGCCAACUACAGCAGCUACCUGGCCAAGGCCGACCAGAAGAGAGGCAAGAAGCAGACGGCCCGGGAGAUGAAGAAGAAGAUCCUGGCCGAGAGACGCAAGCCCCUCAACAUCGACCACCUCGGCGACGACAAGCUGAGGGACAAGGCUAAGGAGCUCUGGGAAACCCUGUACCAACUCGAGACUGACAAGUUUGAGUUUGGGGAGAAGCUGAAACGCCAGAAAUACGACAUCAUGACCCUCCGGGCCAGAGUGGAGAUGCUGGCCAAGUUGUGAGUAGCCAGAAUCCGCUGCGGGCCCGGCUCGCGUGUGCAGUGCACGGUGCUCCUCUCGCAUGGCAAAGGCCAGGUCACGGAGUCGGGCAGGCAGGCUGGCCCUCCAUGGCCUUGGUACUCUCCUUCCUGCCCCUGUCCCCUCCUGCCUCCAGACGUGGCCUUGAGGCUGGCCUGCUGCCCUUGUUGGCAGGAGAGGAGGGGCCUCUGCUUCCCAGGAGCUUGGGAACCAGGUGCCUUGGCCACCAAGCUGGGAGCAGGGGUGGGGCCAGGAGCAGGAGGGUCGCAGUCAGGGGCCGGGGGCUGGAAGGAGGGUCUGCGGGCCUCACCUCCACCCUGCCCCAUGGCCUGCUGCAGUGGGAAGGUAAGUGGCCAGCUCUGCAGCUGCUGUGUGUGGCAUCGCAGGCCAGUACAGGCCAGCCAGAUGAGUCGGGUCAGCAACCCGAGGGCAAGGGACAGCGCCCUCCCGAAGCAGCCAUGAACAGGAGCCAGCACGGAGCCACCGCUCUGCUGCUGUGGCUGGGCCCCCGGGUCCCCCUCGCGGUAAGUCGCCUGUGUUGU